UUUACUAUUUGGAUUGCUAGUCGUCCAUGUCGCUUUUUUCCUUAAAAUGAAACAUUACCUACACCGGAAAUCCGAACAUAAACAAGCUCUCAGUGAAGUUGAACUUCGACAAAAUUAUAGGAAAUCAAAUCUGCACAAUGGGUGUCUUCGAUUAGGCUUGCACAAGCCCAUGGUGACGCAAUCUGAUGAUAUACGCCAAAUGCUGCAGCAAGUCAAGUUAUUAUAUUCCGAUAAAUACAAGUUUUUGGUGUGUGAGAUUCCUAAAUGUGGAUGUUCAAGCAUAAAGAAAUUACUUCUAAUCACGGAAGGUAUAGUUAAUGAGACAAAUCCACAGGCAGUGAAAUCAUGGCUUGCUCAUGAACUUGGCGACAAACAUCUGGACUUGAAAAACAUCAAAAAUGUCACUGAGAUUCAGAAGCGACUUGAUACGUAUCAGAAACUCAUCAUUGUAAGAGAUCCACUGUACAGAUUAUUAUCAGCAUAUAUAAAUAAAUUAGAGCAUGAGUAUCCUUGGAAUCGGGGAUUUGCUAAAAUAUCAAAAAUAUUCACCAACAAUUUGUAA
Styela clava is the source of this 562-nucleotide messenger RNA. Lineage: Eukaryota; Metazoa; Chordata; Ascidiacea; Stolidobranchia; Styelidae. The record is from RefSeq and is a predicted model, not a curated record.